CAAAGAACAAAUUAUAAAGAGUAUCUCUCUCUCUAUGAGGAAAACAAAAGAAGAGAGAUUUAAUGCCAUAAUAACAGCUGUUUAUGUUUAAUUUCUUGGGUAAAAAAAAAGAGAAAAUUCUCUCGUAAAUAUUGGGAGUCUUUCUGCUCAGAAACUCAAUCCACAGAAAAUGGCUCCACAGACAGCGAAGUCUCUCAUGAAGGAAUUCAGGGCCAGCUUUAGAAGAAAAAAGGAGCCCAAAAUAGACAAGGCAAAAGAAAUUGAAGAGGAGGAAAGAAAGAAACUUGCUGAAUUGAAAGAGAGCUUGGGACCAAAUCUUCAAUCUGCAUACACCGAUGCACACAUAUUAAGCUUCCUACGAGCAAGAUUGUUGAAUGUUAAAGAUGCCGAGAAACUACUGAAAACGGACUACAACAUGAAGAAAUUUUUGAAUAUCCAGGAAUUGGUAAAUGACUACGAUGUCACAAGUAUUUCAAAGGAUUACAGUUGUUCUAGUGUGAUAGGAUGUGAUAAAGAAGGUAGUCUAGUACGAGUAAUGAACAUGGGGCUGUGUGAUGUAAAAGGGUAUGUCCAUUGCAUUUCCACGGUAGAACACUUAAAAGUUUUCCUUUGGUUUUUGGAAAACGAUCUCAAGCUGUGUGAGAAGAGAGAAAGCCAGAUACAAAUGGUGUACAUUUUGGAUUUGGCACACAUCAAUCUAUCGGUCUUUUUGCACAAACCAGCCUUAGAUACUGGUUUGGUCGCUCUGAAUCUUCUUCAGGAUCAUUUCCACGAUCUUAUAAAAGUAGUCUACGUCGUCAAUGCUCCUCCUCUAUUUCACUCCAGUCUUAAAGUGAUUAAACCAGUGAUUCAAGACUCUCUCUAUCGAAAGAUCAAAAUUUAUAACAGUGAUGGUUUUCAGGAAGAGCUUUUGAAACACAUAGACGCAGAUAUUCUUCCAGUCUAUUUGGGAGGCAGGAAGAAAGGAGAUGAUCCUUUAGGCAAACAAUUAGUUGGUCUUGGUGGUGAGAUUCCUCAGUCCUACUAUCCAGAUAAUUUAUUGGAUCCGACAGAAGACGGAGUGAUCCACUGUACUGUCGCUGCCGGAUCUUCAGUCAGUUUUCGGUUUCCUAUGGUCCAGGAGAGGACGCUCAUCACUUAUCAGUUUCAGGCUAAAGAAAACGACAUAGGAGUGUGUUUAUUUGUGGACGACGAUGUUGUCAUCGAGAAGCAGAAAAGGAAAGGUGAAGACGUCUCGAAACUGAUGCAACUGGUGCCGAUCAUUCGAAGCCAAUGCCAUCUCUGUCCAGAAAGCGGUGGUUUUGUCACCUGGUUCACGGGCACACUUGUGGUCUACUUUGACAAUACAUACAGCUGGAUGAGUUCCAAAGAGGUCACAUUCAAAGUUAACUUAGAGCCACUCACAGAUUCGAACAAUUAUAUGACAAAAUGCAUCAGAAAAGAAGUCAUGCAGAAGAUCUGAUGGAAUGCAACGCUAUCUCUAAAACGAUUUUUGACUUUCAAGAGAGCUUACAAAGAAUUAAAAAAGACCAGACAGCUAUACAAACAUUUUGCAAUUCAAGACAUUUUACAAACAGAUUUAAAGAACAAGUAUGCUCUUCACGAGAUUUUACAAACAGCUUUAAAGAAGCAUUUUGCUCUUCGAGAGAAGAGAUUUUACAAACAUCUUUAGAGAAACAUUUUGCUCUUCGAGAGAUUUUACAAACAGCUUUAAAAAAACAAAAGCAUUUUGCUCUUCAAGAGAUUUUACAAACAGCUUUAAAGAAACAUUUUGCACUCCAAGAGGUUUUACAAACAGCCUUAAAGAAACAUUUUGCUCUUCAAGAGAUUUUACUAACAGCUCAAAAAAUUUUUGCUCUCCAAGAGGUUUCAAAUAACUUUAAAGAAACAUUUUGCUCCUCAAGAUAUUUUACUAACAGCUUUAAAAAAAAACAUUUAUGCUCUUCAAGAGAUUUUACAAACAGCUAUAAAAGAAAAACAUUUUGCUCUGCAACAGCUAUAAAAAAACAUGAUUUUACCGGGAUUAUUUCAAUUACUCUCUGCCUUUUAUUCGCUGCAAAUCGUUUUAUGUAAGCACUUUUUGAAUAAAAUUUCAGAAAUCGUAAAGGUUUUAUGUAUAAUUAGGGAAGUGAUCAUUAAGACUAUGAAGGCGGAAAACAACGUUCCGAGUAUAAUUUAAAUUGUGCAAGUAUAGAGCGCAAGGAAACAAUUUAAAUUGUUUUAAGUGUGCUUAUCUUAAAUUGUGCUAAAGGUUAAUGAGCACUUGUAAACGACUGACUAAAGUGCAUGAUAAUGCUAUGCAAAAGUAAUUUAAUAAAAUGUCUGUGUACUGACAUAUUUUGAAAGAAUUUCAAUGUUGCCAUAUGAAGUUAACUUAUUUUAUGCCAUGAUAUAUUUUUAAAUUUUCUGUGCAAAUUGGAAUUUUUCAAAAUUUUCAUGCUUUAAUAUCUAAAACAACAUUAUGUGAUGUAAAUUUUAAAUUGGAAAUAAAAAUAUUUUCCUGAA
This is a messenger RNA of Parasteatoda tepidariorum (common house spider), 2505 nucleotides long. Its product is annotated as retinal-binding protein. The record is from RefSeq and is a predicted model, not a curated record. Lineage: Eukaryota; Metazoa; Arthropoda; Arachnida; Araneae; Theridiidae. Gene Ontology annotation, cellular component: cytoplasm.